AUGAAGAAGAAGAAGAAGAUCAAGAAGGAGAGCAAGAAGAAAGGGGGCGCCGGCUUCGUUUUAAUAGCAGAAGUAACGUGGGUAGCGACGCUCUUCCUGCAGAUCUGUGUAAGGAGCGACAACAGGAUAUGGAAGUGCUGGUCCGCGGUCACGUGGUUCGAGGGGUGGAAGAAGAGCUUGUUCUACGGCCCCAUGGGAGCGGUGCCCCUCAUCUGGCCCCACAAGUUGUGGUUGUCGUAUGUGGCAGCGGGUCAGCUCUUCGCGCUGGCCGUCUUUCAUCUCGUGCUAUCUUUCAAGGGGCGCAGGAGACGGCGGAGGAAAGACCGCCUCCUGCACGGGGACAUCGACAGCUUCGAGAGCAGCAAGUUCGAGGAGGUGACCGAGGUGUUGGACGACGGCCUGCCGGAACCCAUCCCAGGCAGCAGCCACUCACUCUCGGACAGUUUAGCAGAGCAGGACACCAUCCUCGAGAUAUGA
This is a messenger RNA of Anoplophora glabripennis (Asian longhorned beetle), 477 nucleotides long. RefSeq lists its product as uncharacterized. The coding region runs from base 1 to 477 and encodes 158 amino acids. The transcript has 4 exons. The record is from RefSeq and is a predicted model, not a curated record. Lineage: Eukaryota; Metazoa; Arthropoda; Insecta; Coleoptera; Cerambycidae.